AAACUCUUAUUUUCUCCAUCAAUUAGAAGUAUGUCAGUAAUCAGCAGAGACGAUCUCCACAAAAUCUUCAAGAACUUGGACAAGAACAACAAUGGCCGAAUCUCCAUCGCCGAGCUGCAGAAUCUUCUUGAGGGAAUCGGAAUCCAAACGACGUCGGAAGAGCUGGAGAAGCUCGUGGGCCCGAACGAUCUCGACUACGCCGAGUUCUUGCUCUUCUACGAUGCCACGAUCGAGCCUAAAAUGAAUGCAGACGACGGCGACCUGUCGAAGGCCUUCGAGGUUUUCGACGUCGACGGCGAUGGGUUUAUAUCAUGCGAGGAGCUGCAGAUGGUGCUGACGAAGAUGGGGCUGUGGGAGAAGAAGAGUGGGCAAAAUUGUAGAGAGAUGAUCGAUGUUUACGACAAGAAUCUUGAUGGAGUUCUUGAUUUCGAGGAGUUUAAGGAUAUGAUGUCACUACCUGCUGCUGCUGCUGCUGAUGAUCAUGAGAGAAAGAGUUGAAUUGGUUGAUUAAUGAUGAAGUUGAUGGAUGUGUUUUGGAUUGUUUGGUUGAUUAAUUCUCCAAGACCAAGGGGAAAACUAGGGAGAUAUAUAUGUUCAUUUGCAUGUGGUGUUAUGAUUGUUACUUUGUUAGGCAGGAGUAUAAAAGUUAAUUGUGUGAUUUUCAGUCCCUUUUGCCUUGAUUAAUUUGUUUAGUGAGACGCAGAAUUUAACUUUUAUCGAGGGUACGUGCAAAAUCCA
This is a messenger RNA of Salvia miltiorrhiza (redroot sage), 738 nucleotides long. Its product is annotated as probable calcium-binding protein CML44. The transcript has a single exon. Bases 31 to 498 code for a protein of 155 amino acids. NCBI's taxonomy places the organism in Eukaryota, Viridiplantae, Streptophyta, Magnoliopsida, Lamiales, Lamiaceae. Gene Ontology annotation, molecular function: calcium ion binding. The record is from RefSeq and is a predicted model, not a curated record.